Phycomyces blakesleeanus NRRL 1555(-) is the source of this 4089-nucleotide messenger RNA. RefSeq lists its product as hypothetical. The transcript has 8 exons. Lineage: Eukaryota; Fungi; Mucoromycota; Mucoromycetes; Mucorales; Phycomycetaceae. The annotation marks the transcript as partial. Gene Ontology annotation, cellular component: cytosol. The record is from RefSeq and is a predicted model, not a curated record.
CCGCUUGUCCCACGUGAUGUUCCUCUGGACCCUGAUAAUAUUGACUAUGUAGAACUCACCCAGUGCGAGAAUUUAGCACAGGUAUUGCGGUAUCGAGUUGCCAACAACAGUCUUUCUAGAGCAAUGCCUGCAUUCACGACAGUCGAUUCAAAGGGUAAAGAAACCACGAGUCUCACUUGGGAGAAGCUGCUUGCUCGAGCAGAAAAGGUAGCAAAGGUCAUUCGUGAAAAAUCGGAUCUUAAACUUGGUGAUCGGGUGGCUCUCAUCUACCGCAAAUCAGAGGCAAUUGAAUUUACGAUCGCAUUGUUUGGUUGCUUUUUGUCUGGUCGGGUGGCUGUACCCAUUAAUGCUGCUGAUGAAUUGGCAGAAUUGGCAUUCGUAUUGAAUUUGUCUGCCACUCGUCUUGUAUUGACAACCGAGCACAACCUCAAGGCAUUCACAAAAGACAUGCAGGCUCGCCAGGUAGAUUUCCCAAAGAACAUCGAAUGGUGGAAGACCAAUGAUUUUGGAUCGUGGUAUCCUAGCCAGAAAUCAUCUGGUUAUCCCGACCUCAAGGUGCCUGAAUUGGCUUACAUUGAAUAUGUAAAAGCAGCAAAUGGCGAACUCAAGGGUGUCGCAAUCACCCACAAGACUUUGAUGGCCCAAUGCAGAGUGUACAAGGCGGCUACCACAGAAACUUGCGCUGCUGUGAAUGAGCAAGGUGAAAUGGUUAUCGAACGAAUGGCAGGCCCUCAGCCUGUAGAUGUAGUUGUCAGUUAUCUUGAGCCACGCCAGCAGGUGGGUUUGGUAUUGUCCAUCUUGUGUUCUGUGUUUUCGGGAAACCACACGAUCUUUGCCAGUGCCAGCAUUAUGGAAACACCUGCCAUUUGGGUGUAUGUUUUAUCGAAAUACAGUGCUACCAUUGCCUUGGCCGAUUAUCCUGGUCUCAAACUUGCGACCAAACUUUAUCAGGCUCAUCCAAAAGAGGUUCAAUUUGUUAGCAAGAAAGUGGUCCCAAAUCUAUCAGAGCUACGUCUGUUGAUGAUUGACACCAUCAUAGUUCAGCCAGAAGUAAAUGAAUUCAUUGCCGAGGAACUACUACGCCCUCUUGGAAAUACAGAAGACCCACUGGAGGUUGUCUGUCCAGUAGCUUCCUUACCAGAACAUGGUGGUAUGCUGCUGAGUUUCAGAGAUUACCUUGGACCUGCUGUUUUGGAAGAAUGGUCUGAAGAACCUCUGGAUUCAGAAAAUAAUCAAGACCAAGAACAAGACCAAGAUUAUCAGCCAUCAUCUACACGUAAAAUGACUUCGACCUUGGCUUCUGGUCAUUCUCGUGAUGUAUGGGAGUGCGUAUUAGAUGCUGAUGCGUUGCGUCUGAACAAGGUGGUUGUGCUGGCAGCUGGAAGUCCAGACCAGAUUUCUGAGCAUUUUAAUCAACCAGGCCAAGUUCGUAUGGGAUCGUUUGGGUUUGUAAUACCCCAAGCAACGGUUGCAAUUGUGGAUCCAGAGACAACUGCUAUAUGUGCAGCAGAUACUAUUGGUGAAGUGUGGAUAGAUGCUCCAUCUGUUCCCGGAGGAUUCUGGGGCUUACCAAAGCACAGUUCAGCUAUAUUUCAUGCACGCCCAAUCAUAGUUCAACCUGACACUCUUCACCCAGAGAUUUAUGAUCAAGAGUUUCUUCGUACUGGUCUUGUAGGAAAAUUGAUUGGUGGCCGCUUGGUAGUAUUUGGUACAUAUGAAGAGCGUAUACGCCAACAGCGCCUAGGUGAAGGACUUGGCUUGACCGAGGUUCAUUUUGCCUCAAGUUUGGUAGAGACUAUUACAAAGAACACUCGCUUGGAUUCAUGCGUAUUUUUCGAUAUUACCUUGAACUCUCAGAAUUUACCUGUGCUGGCAUUUGAAUCAGCUGCUACGCGCGAGGAACUGCCUGGACUUAUUAACAGUGUUGUUGACUUGGCUCUUGGAUACCAUGGUUUACGUUUAUAUGCAGCAGUUGUUGUGGGACCAAAUAAUCUUCCCCGAAGCAUGAAAAACGGACGUAGAUAUUUGCAUGCCAUGAUGACAAAACGUGCCUUCUUGGCAGGCCAGAUGAACCUUAGAUACCUGAAGAUGGAUGUGGACCGCACAGUCUUUGGUGUAGCUACAAGUGAUGACCCUAAUCUAGACAUAUGGCGCUCUUAUGUAGCAUAUGAAAAGGGUGUUAGUAUGGGUAUCAUAUCUGCACGUCCUCAGCCGCAGCACACCGGCAUGGAAAUCAUCCGUUCCGUUUUGGACGAACGUACAGAUUUUGAUCUCUCCAAGUUUACUAAUAUCAUCGACCUCUUCAUCUGGCGUACUUCUUUGCAUCCCGAAGAAACCGCAUUUACCGUCUUGACUCAAUCAAAUGGGUCUUUACCGACAAAGUCGUACACAUGGCGCAAGAUGAGCACAAAGAUCGCAACUGUGGCUAAUUUCCUUCAAAAGAAACUCGGUCUUAAGCGCAACCAAAAGGUGUUGUUGUUCAUCCCAUUCGGUAUUGAUUUCAUUAUAUCCAUAUAUGCCUGUCUGUCACUUGGAAUCAUAGUCGUCACUUGCCCACCUCCAGAUCCAGACCAACACCCUCAACGUAUUCAGGACGAUGUUGGGUCAAUGUUUGCUGCCUUACAUGACCUGUCAAUUUCGUACAUCCUGACCAACACCAGGGCUGAGGACAUUCUAAAGAACAAACAAGUUAGCCCGGUUGUCAAGCAAGUCUUGGCUCAAUAUCGAAAAGCUAAUUUUAAAAUGCCAGAACAAAGCUCGGUUAGUAAGGCACCCAAGUUUAACAAACUUUUGGGUAAAGAAAGCGGAUUUAUGGUCCAGCCAGAAUGGCUUUCCGAUAAAUCUCCGGCCUUGAUUUCAGUGCAAUACUCGGCAGACAUGCGCCGUGUGUAUGCUACCUUGGGACAUGAUACGAUCUUGGCACAGUGCAGAACCCAAAAGAUGACAUGUCAGAUGAAGUUUCAACGAAGCUUGGUUGUUGCAAGUAUUUAUGGAACAUUUGGCCUUGGUCUUUUACAUUCUGCAUUCUGUGGUGUCUAUGUUGGCUGUCCUACUGUCACAAUAUCGGACGAAGAUUUCUAUACUAACCCACUUGCCUACUUUGAGUUGAUUCAGCGGUACAAAGCCAAGGACGUGUGUGUUUCUCACCCAUUACUACAGUAUGCUAUGAACCGAAUUAGCCAGAGCGACCUUCGUAGGGUUGUUUUGCACAAUGUACAAAACAUGAUGGUGACUACGGACGAUAGACCAAAACCAGUGCUGUACCAACAUAUUACCCGUUAUCUUGCAAUAACUAGACUUGAAAAGGAAGCAAUCAACACCGUAUACAGCCAUGCUUCAAACCCAAUGGUCACUACGCGCUCUUACAUGCUAGUUGAACCAAUUUCACUGUUUGUUGAUUUUGCCUGGUUACGCCAAGGAAUUGUGCGUCCAUUGAGUCCAGAAGAAGACACUUCAGGCGUACUUUUACAUGAUUCAGGAAUUGUCCCAAGCAAUACGAUGAUUGCAAUUGUUAAUCCAGAAACCCAAAUGCUCUGCCCAAGUAAUGUAAUUGGAGAGAUCUGGGUUGCUUCAGAUUGCAAUAUCCAGACACUUUAUGGACUCAAUGAAGCCAGCCAUGCAGCUCGGUUCGAAGCCACGAUUUCUGGUGCGGAUCCACGCGUCAAGUAUAUGCGUACAGGCGAUCUAGGUUUCUUGUGGAAUGUCCAGCGCCAAACAGGCACUCAACAAACUGUGGUGGAGGAAGGACAGUGUUUGUUUGUAUUGGGCGCAAUUAGUGAGACUAUUGAGGUCAACAGACUGCUCCACUUCCCAAUUGAUAUUGAAAAUACUAUUGAAAGAUCUCAUCCGGGUAUUCCUGUUGGAGGAUGUCAUGUCUUCCAGGCUGGGUCAGAAGUAGUAGUGGUUGCAGCUAUCAAGGCAAAAGAACAAGCAUUGGCAGCCAUUCCUAUGAUUGUCAAUACUGUACUUGAGGGACACUCUUUCUUGGUUGACACUGUAGUAAUUGUCAACAGUAACCAAUUACCUCGUUCACGCUACGGCGAUAAAUUGAGAGGAAAGACGCUGGCGUCUUUUGUGGAAAAGAAAUUG